UCACACGGCAACAUCUGCAGUCAAAGCUCAACACGGCACAACAAGACUCAGAGCACAGGACACCUGCACGGCUGAGAGUCAGAUUCGCAAGCGCUGUCUGCAAAACACACACUGUAAUUUACAAAUUAACUGUGCAGGGGAACUCUGUACUUCUGUGUUAUUAAACUCAGGUAUUUUCUACAAAAAAAAAAAAAAAAGACUUUUACCUGGUGAAACAACAGGUAUGUCCAUUUAGAAAACAAGCACCUUUUUAUAAAACAAACUUUUUUUUCUCUUUUUUUCUUGCCUUUUAUAUGGACAGCAAUAAGACACGACUGGAUGAUUACAGUACACAUGUAUACAAAUCAAGAAACGGUCAUAUUUUGAAGCGGAUUUUAUACUUUUCUAUUGAGUUCUAAAGAAUAAUUUUGAGAACAUUUAUUUUGUGGACGUAUGGAGCGCGUGUAAUUGAUGGUUGGAGUUGAAUGACAGUUUUUUUCCCCCCCGACCUAAAAUGCUAAAAAGCGGCAUGGGACCAUCAAGCCGGAUUUAAUGUUGACACCGGCUGCAAACUUCUUUUGGAUUAAAAUCCACCAGAGGACAGCGCACCCAUUCAAUUUACCUCCGAGCGAGAAACAGCGUCUCUGAUCUACAAAUCAGUUCUAAUUGAAUUCUACCUGUGGAUGUCUGUCUUAUUAUAAAUGUACAGUCAAUCUUGCGAACUGAAAUCGAGGCGGCACGAUGCAUUUGCGAGCAUUGCUCGUGUCUUUCACUUGCUUCCUGACGUUUGCUGGCUCACAGGGGGACAAGAUUCCCGAGGCGAUAGUUCGGAAACUCCGAAGCAGCGCGAUCCAUUCCAUCCAGGAUCUGCAGCGUCUCUUGCAGAUAGACUCCGUAGAAGAAGAUUCACUGCCUGACCAGGCUGUGCCAUUCAGAAGGCAGCUGAGAUCCAAUUCCAGCUUGAGUAGAGUGAUGCGCAGCCUACAGGGCCUGGCGGUGGAAGCUGAUAUGGCCGUGCCUGCGCAGUGCCAGCCUCGCACCGAGGUCCUGGAGCUCACCAGAGGCAUGGUGGACCGCAGCAACACCAACUUCCUGGUGUGGCCGCUCUGCGUAGAGGUGCAGCGCUGCUCAGGGUGCUGCAACACCCACAGCAUGCACUGCAGACCCACCCGAGUGCAACCACGCCACCUACAGGUGGUGAAGAUUGAAUAUGUGCAGAAGAAAGCUCGCCAUGGGAAGGCGCUGGUCACUGUGGAGGACCACCUGGAGUGCCGGUGUGAGGCCGUCGCCCCCCAGCGCUCGGCACAGCACUCCAAACACAAACCAGCAGUCACGCCGGUCCCUGCAAUGACACCCCCUAGAGUCACGCAGCCCCGAUCGAAGCAGCUGCUCAGGAGGAAACACCGCAAGUUAAAACACAUCUCCCAGAAGGCAGCACUGAAAGAGCUGCUCCCCAGAUAGAAGAGCCAGGGCCAUUGGCUCUGGUGACUUUCCUUCAGUGUGACCUAUCUGGAUGGGGUCCUUGAAUAUUCAGCCGUCUGAAGGACUACCUGGGAUGAAAAACCUGGUGCUUCCUUCCUUGUAUUAUUAUUAUUAUUAUUAUUAUUAUUAUUAUUAUUAUUAUUAUUAUUAUUAUUAUUAUUAUUACAUUUGUGCAAUUGUUUCAGUGGAUACAAAUUAAUAAAAGACUUUUUGUUCAGCUUUGCUACAUCCAGAGCAAAAAUGCACUAAAGAUAAAUAUUAAAAAAAGAUAGUUGUGCUGACUUCCCUUGAACACAGAGGACCAAAGAACUUCAAAUCCCAUCAGCCUUUGUGGUAGCACAGCUCAAUUUCCUGUUAAAGCAAGCUGAUUGGACAACGGCAGUUGACUAAAAAGUACCGCCUAAAAUUACAGGACAGCUCACUUUGAAAAGAAUGAACCACUUUCUCAGAAGAAUGGACUAUGAAUUGGAGAAACUGCUGGAAAUGAUCAAGCAACAACAAUAGGAUAUUUCCGAUUUCUAUUGAGAGAAAUAAAAUGACUUUAUGAGUGAUCAGACAAAUGUUUUUUUUUCUUUUCUACAUUCCUUACUCAUGGACUGGAAAGGACACUUGGAGCCAGUGUAACGGAAAUGUCUUGCCUGUAACAUCUUUAAAACAAAUAUUGAUGUCCUUGCUUUUCAAAUAAAGCUAUGAAUCAUCUGUGAAGCCCCUGAGUUGUGAAAUCUGCGUUGAUUCUUGUGAAAACGGACAUCCUUGAAUACAAGAUUUCCUGUUUUUUUUAUGUUGUGUGAUUUAAGGAACUUGCAAUGUUGAAUCAGCCAUUUUAAUCAAGUUUCACCAAGAACUGUGAUUCAGAAUGGAGCGGAACACCCCCGUAAGCACCUUCAUUUCACUCGUCAGUCCUGCCCCAUCAGAAAGCCCCUUGGAUUGGAUUGGAUUGAAUCAUUAAACAGUAUUAAACACUCUUUAAGGGAACUGAUCCGAUUAAGCAAAAGAGGCCCAUCAAAUUCAAGACAAAAAACGUGAAACAUUUUUUAACGGACAAAACAUUUAUUUGAAGUAUGCCACUAAGAUUUGUUUCAGUGUCUUGUUUUUUAGCCAUAAUACUUUCUAAAGAGGACUUCAAGCAAUAAAAUAAUUUGGCAUCUCCCCUUUUUAAUGAAAAUCAAGCGGUUAUAAAACUAGUAAGCAACUGCAGCCUAUUAUUGGUUUAUUAGUUCUGUGCACCAGUAACCAAGCUAAAUGUGUUUCCUUGUCUCUUUUAAGCAAUAUGACCAUUGGUGCCCCUUCAGAUAAGUAACUAACCAAGGCUUUAUAAUCCAAUUUCUUACCUCUUAUUAGCAUUAGCAACAUUGUCACUGGCCCCCGUUCAAAAGAGACCCCUACAUACACUGUGUGUAUUACCAAGUUACUGGCUUGUGCGAUUGUAUAGUUCAGAGUUUGGUAAGGCAAUGGCAGAUUGUAUGCAAGCUUUGUAGCACAUUUGUACUUUUCAGGUCUGCUUGCAGAAGCAGUUGUAAACUACUGAGAAUAUUUUAUGUUUCCUGGUGAACUGGAAACCAUUUUCUAUUGUUAUUUUUUUCCUCUGUCAUAUUUAAAUUAUUUAAAGGGGUCUUUUUCCCCCCUGUUCUGAAAUGUAAUUAUGGCUAAUUUUUUUUUUUAUUUUUAUUUUUUAACAAAUAUAUAACAUUUAAAAAAAAAAGUAAAUAAAUGAACUU
This is a messenger RNA of Acipenser ruthenus (sterlet), 3179 nucleotides long. RefSeq names its product platelet-derived growth factor subunit B-like. Gene Ontology annotation, cellular component: membrane. Gene Ontology annotation, biological process: positive regulation of phosphatidylinositol 3-kinase/protein kinase B signal transduction; positive regulation of cell population proliferation; positive regulation of protein autophosphorylation. Gene Ontology annotation, molecular function: platelet-derived growth factor receptor binding; growth factor activity. The transcript is spliced from 7 exons. The record is from RefSeq and is a predicted model, not a curated record. The coding region runs from base 721 to 1440 and encodes 239 amino acids. Lineage: Eukaryota; Metazoa; Chordata; Actinopteri; Acipenseriformes; Acipenseridae.